GGAGAUAAGCCAGCCUCAAAAAAAAUAAAUUGAGCUAUGAUACUCUCUGAUAUAUCCCUAACGUCUAAAAAUAGCUCGGAAAAAGCUAAUAUAAACUGUACUCUAGAUAAAAAUGAUGAAUCAGAUAAUUUGACUAAGAAAGUUUUAAAAGAACAGUCGAUAAAACCUUAUCAUAUUAUUGGACCUUUACUUCCAGAAGAUAUUCCAGGAGAAAAAGAAUAUGAAAAUGAAGAUAAGAAUAAGGGGGAUAUAAGUUUUUUCGAAAAAACGGGAAAAAUUAGCCAAAUAUUGAGCUCUGAAGAAGUAGAAAGCGAUGAAGAUGAAAUUGGGCCACGUAUUUCAGAUUUUUUGAAUUUUUCAAAUGUUAAGGAAGGAAGAGAACAAAGAGUUAUAGAAUUUAAAAAAAUUGAAGAAAAAAGAUCAGAUGAAAUUUCUGAGACAUCUAUUAAAACUAAUGAAAAAAAGAGGGAUGAUUGGAUGAUUGUUCCUCCAGAUGCAUCUUAUUUGAAUAGUAGAACAAGCGUUAAAGCACGAACAUUUAAUACAGGAAAAAGUGCUCGAUUAGGUGAAUUUGGUGUCCAAGAUAUGAAUUUAUGGACCGAAUCUUAUGAAGAAAAACAAAAACGACUAAAGCAAGAAACAAUUGGGACGAAGAUACCCGCUUAUCAAGUUAGUACGGAAAAAGAAACUUCCAAUACAAUAUUUGAUAUAAAAAAACAAAAAACAUCUUUUGAAAAUAAACGUCCUUCUUUGUAUGAUAUGCAUCUUAAGAAAAAUAAAGAAAUGAUUGAUGAUCCUUCAAAACGAAUGUUUGAUCGUGAGAAGGAUGUUCUUAAUGAAAAUUGUAUGAAUUUUGAAAAAAGACAAAAAUUAAUGGAUUUUGCAAAAGAUUUAUCUCGUUUUUCAUCGGGAUCUUAUCUUUAAUUAUUGUUUUUGUGAUAAUUUAAAUUAAUUUUAAAUAAAAAAUA
This is a messenger RNA of Pneumocystis murina B123, 968 nucleotides long. RefSeq lists its product as hypothetical. Lineage: Eukaryota; Fungi; Ascomycota; Pneumocystomycetes; Pneumocystales; Pneumocystaceae. The transcript is spliced from 3 exons. The record is from RefSeq and is a predicted model, not a curated record. Bases 37 to 924 code for a protein of 295 amino acids.